This is a messenger RNA of Linum tenue, 675 nucleotides long. The record is from the annotation of a GenBank genome assembly. Lineage: Eukaryota; Viridiplantae; Streptophyta; Magnoliopsida; Malpighiales; Linaceae.
UGGGAUUUCCAAAUAAAGGAUGAGAUCAGUGCUCCUCCUCAUCACAUAUUUUUCCUCCAUCUUUCUGCUUCCAUCCUCUUCUUCUUCUUCUUCAUCAUCAUCAUCAUCAUCAUCAUCUCCAACCCACUGGUCAUCAGAUUCCUCGUUGGAUAACAAAUUGGGGGCAAACCCGCAUGAACAUCUCAAUGGGCUCAACAGUUUUACAGCAGCAGCAGCAGACGUUAAGAAAUUAGGGAGGGGCCAUGGUUCUGUAACAGGCGGAAAUGGAGGGUCAGGUGGUGUACCAGACAACAACGGUGGUGGUGGAAAUGUGCCUGCAGGAGGAGCAGUGGUGCCUGUAAUCAUAGCCGGUGCAGCAAACAACAAUCACCAUCAGAACAACCACCGAGGAGCUUCCGCUUGCAACUUCAGCAACAUCAACAUCUACUGGAGAGGACUUGUCACCUUUGUUACUGCUACAACCGCCUUGGCCACUCUGCGGCAGCUGUGCAGGUUCGAUUAGACAAUGUGUGAGGAAACCAGUUUCUCGAGUUUUUGGUGUGAGCUUUGAAAAUGCUUGGAGAAUAACAGGUUGCUGAUUUUGUUGUUGGUUGACUUGGUCUUGGUUUCCCCCAGAUGCUGUUUGUACAUAUAACGAUACAAUUCUCUGCAUGUCUUGCUGUAACUCAACUGGUG